UUGAAGACACAUUCACAGUCAAACAUGAAGAUCCUGAGGAACAAACAGAGCCGAUGGUGAUGAAAAAAGAGGCUCAAGAACUGAAUGAAAUUGACAAGAAAGAUCAGAAUGAGGAACUCCAAGGCUUAGUGACUGAUGAACAACCUUCUAAGAAGAAAAGAAGCUCCCGUAAAAGAGAUGAGAAAAAUAGAUCCGAUGCCGAUUGCACCUGCUGCCAAUGCGGCAAAAGUUUCAGACUAAAGCGCCACCUUCAAGCCCACGUGAAAAUUCACACCUGCGAGAAACCGUUCAUGUGUGAUCAGUGUGGAAAGAGUUUCACUCACCUGCACAGCCUUAAAGCCCACAUGAGACUUCACACUGGAGAGAAGCCUUUCGCCUGCCAACAGUGCGACAUGAGAUUCGUUCAAAAGCAGAAACUCGAGACGCACAUGAGAGUUCACAACAGCGUCCAGCCAUUCGUUUGCCAGCAAUGUGGAAGAAGCUUUACUAUAAAUAAUAAACUUAAAAAGCACAUGAAAAUCCACACCGGAGAGAAACCGUUCCCCUGCCAGCAGUGUGGGAAGAGCUUCGCUGAAAAAGAGCUCCUCAAGGUCCACAUGAGAAUUCACACCGGAGAGAGACCUUACACUUGCACUCACUGCGGAAAGAGUUUCACGCAGAAGAGCAACCUCAAUUUACACACACGAUCUCACACCGGAGAGAAGCCCUACCCUUGCACGCACUGUGGCAAAAGCUUCACGUGUAAAAACUAUCUUGAUUGCCACAUGAGAACGCACACUGGAGAGAAGCCGUUUAUAUGUGGUCAUUGUGGAAAGUGUUACGCUCACAGAGAUAGCUACAAAACUCACUUGAAGCUCCACUCUGGAGAACAGGGGUAAUUAUGACUUAAAAACGGUCCAAUGUAUGAUUAAAUCCCAUCGUUUCAGCAGUUUUAUUCUGUAGUUUUUUUUAAAAGGGGUUUGGCAAAGGGGUGUAUCCAGUUGUGUGGAGGUAGGAAGGAAAGGCUACACCUAUCUGCAUACCACCAAUGCCAAUAGACUCAAAGCUGCUUUCGGUGCUCCAUCUCAGUCCCUGAACAUCCUUAUGGUGCAGGUCCACUGCAAAUGAACAGACUUACAAACCUAAAGGCCCCAACUUUCCAUCUUUGUUCUUCAUUUGUGGGCAAAAGGAAGUGUGAAGAGGCAGAGUGAUGAUGGUAUACAGCAUAGAUCUCGAACUCGAUUCCUGGAGGGCCGCAGCUCUGCACAGUUUUGCUCCAACCCUGAUCAAACACAGCUGAUCAAACUAAUCAAGGUGUUUGAGACUACUAG
Messenger RNA from Danio rerio (zebrafish), 1310 nucleotides. The record is from RefSeq and is a predicted model, not a curated record. Lineage: Eukaryota; Metazoa; Chordata; Actinopteri; Cypriniformes; Danionidae.